This is a messenger RNA of Durusdinium trenchii, 2059 nucleotides long. Lineage: Eukaryota; Dinophyceae; Suessiales; Symbiodiniaceae. The record is from the annotation of a GenBank genome assembly.
GGAAUUCGGAAUGAAAGCUGAAGAAGCGUCCACAGCCCACAAUGAGAAACGAUCGGUGUUUGGCCAAUUUGGGGCUUUUCAUGGAAUCAACUGCGACAAAACCAGAGAAUCGCACUGCUCCUCCCAAUUUGGGUUCACCUCCCAACAUGUCCCAAAAGAAAAGACCAACCAAUGGGUGUGUCACAGUUCUAUAAGUGUUUCCAACCACUGGGCGCCACAUCCAUGUGUCCUGUUGUAAGACUGUUUGUAUCCAACUUGGAGGAUUCCGAUUUCCUAUACUGUAUGUCAAGAUACCCUGCUAGUGACUAGUGAUGUUUCACAAGUAACUCCAAACUGCCUUGCCACUUUUUGCCGAUGACGUCCUGCUACCACCAUCUACCACCCAAGUGCCUAGAACUCCUGCCCGUUUCCGCGCCUCCGUCGCACACGUCGACGAGCUUCGUCAUCUUCGUUGCCAUGGCCUCGCAAAGCUUCGCAGCGGUGGAACGCGACAGCGGCUCUGAGGAGGUGGUGUCACGCCGUGCACAGGUUGUGAUUGGGCUUCAGAGGUAGUGACAACAGUCCGAGGCUCCUGGCCAGUGAAGAAGACCUUGUGUGUGGCUGGGGUCCUUUUGGCAGUGGUGGGCCUGGGAUCUCUGCGCUUCUCCAACCAAUGCCUCAACUUGGAUGCCUUACAGGGAAAGUCCGAGGCGCAGAUGAAUGAGGCACUUCUGAAGACGCGCAAGAAGCUUCUGGAGGUGAAGAAUCGGAGUUUGGCGGAGAAGACGAUCUUGAAAGCCAUGACGAAAGCGGGCCACGAUGCCCAAAAAGACUGGGAGGAGCAUCACAUCCGCAAGCUGGACACCUUGACGGUUCUGAAGGACCGCCAGGCCAUCAAAGACUUCCGCCGUGGGCAGCACAACAAGGAAGCUGGACAUGCGGAAUGCGCCUUCAACAUUUUGGAGGCCUUUGUCUCGGUGGUGGGCAUGGGCGACGACAUCAACGGCAUCGUCCGCACCUGCCCUCCUCCCCGCGACGGGGAGUCUGAGUUGGCGUGCCAGGUGGACGCAUCCAUCCUGGUGGCAUGGGUGGGCAACGCCGCGGCCAAGAUUUCCCUCGCGGCCUCCAACUGCGCUCUGUCGCUGAACGUCGACUCGGUCUGCGCGGCGGGCGUCACCGGCCUGGUGGCCGCCUUUGGCGAGAUCUCCGCGGGCGCCUGCCUGGGCGCGGCGGUUUGCACGCCGACGCCCCCAUCUUUGACCACUACCAAGAUCAGCGUGUUGGGUGAUCAGACAGUGCGCACGCCUGAAGCUGGGCGUCGUUUGUUGAUCGGUGAAGGGCCAGUUGGAAAUGGCGUCCAGUGUGGUGUGGAUGUGGGCAUGGUGGCGGCCAACAUCGCCAACAUCGGUUUGGCCAUCAACAAGGCAGUGAACGUGAAUCGCUGCGGAAAGUUCGCGACUGAGAAGAACCCCUUGAACGUCCUGAAGGGCAUUCCAGAUGCGCUGUGCACUGUGGACAUUGCUGGAGCUGUCGCAUACAUCAGUCAGGUCGUCACCUUCAUCAACCUCAUCGUCGUUCACUGCCAGGACUUCCUGGAUGUCAGCGCCCUGUGCGGCGGUUCCAUCGCCGCCAUCACCACCGGAGGUGCUGCCAUUGCUGCCUAUGGCGGCGCGGUGCACGCCGCCUGCCGCUACAACCACCUCCUGAAGACUCCGAAAGCCGUGGCGAAGAUCAAUGAGCUCUACACCCUUCCGGACCCCUUGCACCGCCGCUUGGAGGCGGAGGAGCAAGAGGAGCAGAUGCCUUUGGAGGAGAGCCUUAAGAUUAUGAACCAGAACAAGCUGAACUUGCAGAAGCACUUGGGCCACCUGGGGAUGAACAUCUCACACACUCAGAGCUACACCCAGGCUGACAAGGAGACCUUCUUGCGCUUGAUGGAGGGCGGUUUGGACACACCACGCGCGGCCGGACCCUUCCAGGAGUGUUAGGUUUGUUAGGUUCGGACCAAGCAAGUUGUAUAUCAAGGAGCCACAGGUAGCUCCCUCUCUUGACUGGACUUCGUGAUGGUGAUUUGCAUCUG